Molecule: messenger RNA, 5319 nt
Organism: Symphalangus syndactylus (siamang)
Lineage: Eukaryota; Metazoa; Chordata; Mammalia; Primates; Hylobatidae
Gene: KCTD15
Product: potassium channel tetramerization domain containing 15
Biological process (GO): protein homooligomerization
Molecular function (GO): protein binding
Source: RefSeq, a predicted model, not a curated record
CACCCCUGCCCCGAAGUGGCUGCGAUACCGAGAAAGUCGCCCGGCCAGGGUCCGGACCUGGGCGGGGGCGGCCGCUUUGUCCCUCUGCUGGGCGGCGGGGGCUGGCGGCGCGGGGGCGCCCAGCACAAAGGCCUGGUGCGAGAGUGGGGUUGCCCACGUGGGCUGGUCUUGGCCGCGGGUGGACCCUCCCCACGCGAGCGGGCUCGGAGCUUCCUGCCGCGCGGUGUGUGUGUGUGUGUGUGUGUGUGUGUGUGUGCGCGCGCGCGCGCAGGUCCCCGCACUCUGGCCCCUGUUCUGGGCCAAGCGCCCUGCAGAGCCGGCGAGUUUCCGGGGUCAGAAACGGGCUCACGCAACUGGGGCUUCGGGGUGCACAAGGCCCGGCUUGGCGCCCAAAAUCAGAGAAAGAAAGUCUCCAGCGGGACAGAUGUGGGUCCUCUGACGCCCACCCCACGAGUCCGAAACCUGGCAGGAGGGGCUGUCGCGCUGGUGGUGGUCCCGGGCGCGCAGGGUUUGGGGCUGGGAGAGGGGCCGCAAUGAGACGGGAUCGCCGCCUGCAGAUCCGGUUCCCCGCUGCCCGCCCGCACCCCCUGACCUGGACGCGCGCACCGGGCACACACUCGCAAACACAGCCGGGGGCGGACCCCGCCGCUGCAGCGCCUUUCUGUCUUCCCGGCGACCCCCACCCUCGACUGCAGAAAGAUAAGCUUCAAGUUUUCGCUCCGUAUCUCAAAUGUGCAUGAAGGAAUUUAACUGCACGAGUGAAUAACAGCAUUAGUUUCAAUUAAUUUUUUUUAAUCCCGGCAACAAUAAACUUUGAGAACAAAAGCGCUUUUACGUCCUUAAUUAGGCGAGCUUCCCAUCUGUGGUCUCCAAGUGUCUGCCUCUUGAUUUAACUUUGUCCCCGCCCCGCCUCCGCCGCAACCCCUCCCGGCCCAGCCCGGCGCUUCGGGUGCCGUGGCCACCCCGCCCCGCGGCGCCUCCAGCCUUGGCCCAGCCGUCUCCCGUCCCCCUAAGUUCACACCAGCCGGCUGGAUCCGCGGCGGAGGCGGGGUGAGGGGGGAGGCUGGCGCGCACCAGGUGGCCCGCCUGCCUCUCCGGGGCCACCCCUGGGACAAUUGUGCAGGCCCCCGGGACUUUCGCCCCGGGCCAGCGCCCUGAGUGCAGAGCCGAAGGGAGCUCGAGAGGCGCCUUCUGUUUACCUUUUAUGGUUAAAAUAACAGCUUAGCAAAGAAGCGACUUCACGAAGAAGCGAUUUAGUGAAAUCGUCUCAAGCUGCCGCAGCUCAGCCAGUUUAAUCACCCCCAGAGAGCCGAACAACUGCGAGCGCAAUGGGACACAAAAUCAUUUUCAGUGGUCUCGGACAGAGGGUCGUGGUCCUGCACGGAUGCGCUUGUUGGGGGAAACCUUGGAGAUUCACGGCAAGGCGUAAAGCCUGGGGCUUCCAGCGAUACUCUGGGCAGGGAUGGAAGCCUAGAUGCCUCACCGCAAGGAGCGGCCGAGCGGGUCCUCACUUCACACACACGGCAGCACCGGCACCGCGGAGGGAGGAAACAUGUCCCGGCUGUCUCUCACCCGGUCGCCUGUGUCUCCCCUGGCUGCCCAGGGCAUCCCCCUGCCAGCCCAGCUCACCAAGUCCAAUGCACCUGUGCACAUCGAUGUGGGUGGCCACAUGUACACCAGCAGCCUGGCGACGCUCACCAAGUACCCUGACUCCAGAAUAAGCCGCCUCUUCAAUGGCACUGAACCCAUCGUCCUGGACAGUUUGAAGCAACAUUAUUUCAUUGACCGGGAUGGGGAGAUUUUCCGCUAUGUCCUGAGCUUCCUGCGGACGUCCAAGCUGCUGCUCCCAGAUGACUUUAAGGCACAGUGGCUCACUUGGUCAUCUCAGCACUUUGGGAGGCCAAGUGGGGAGGAUCCUUUGAGGCCUGGAGUUCAAGACCAGCCUGGGCAACAUAGCGAGACCCUGUCUAUACAAUUUUUUUUUUUUUUAAUUAAAAAAGGCCGGGCACGGUGGCUCACGCUUGUAAUCCUAGCGCUUUGGGAGGCCAAGGACUUCAGCCUGCUGUACGAGGAGGCGCGCUACUAUCAGCUCCAGCCCAUGGUGCGCGAGCUGGAGCGCUGGCAGCAGGAGCAGGAGCAGCGGCGCCGCAGCCGGGCCUGUGACUGCCUGGUGGUGCGCGUCACACCCGACUUGGGCGAGCGGAUCGCACUCAGCGGCGAGAAAGCCCUCAUCGAGGAGGUCUUCCCCGAGACGGGAGACGUCAUGUGCAACUCCGUCAACGCCGGCUGGAACCAGGACCCCACGCAUGUCAUACGCUUCCCGCUCAACGGCUACUGCAGGCUCAACUCGGUACAGGUCCUGGAGCGGCUGUUCCAGAGGGGUUUCAGCGUGGCUGCAUCCUGUGGGGGUGGCGUGGACUCCUCCCAGUUCAGCGAGUAUGUGCUUUGCCGGGAGGAGCGGCGGCCGCAGCCCACCCCCACCGCUAUUCGAAUCAAGCAGGAACCCCUGGACUAGGCCCUGCUUCAUUGCCCACCUGGCCCCCCCCAGGGACCUGGAAACAGUGCUGGGGAGUUCUGCCUGUGUAUACUUGGCCAUGGGCAUGAGACUGAGGGUGAGGCUGGAGGGUCCAAAGCUGGCCCAGCGAGCACCAGGGCCCCAGGUGUCAUGGCAACAGAAGGUAGGAUGCUGGAGGCAUGCCUGCAGAAGGACUGUUGAUGUGACCCAAAGCUGCAGCGGUGGGAACUCGGCUGCCAGCUCUCCCAGCCCCUCAGCUUCCCAGCCUGGCACAGCAUCCUCUGAGGCCCCAGGGCCUGUUGGGGCGGGGUCAGAAGAGCCGUCUGCAGCUACUUCAGAGGAGCUGUUUAUCCCUCUCCACGCCGGGCAGACUCUGGCGGGUCUCCUAGCGUCCGAGAUGGCUUAUUUUUCUACAGUAUUUAAAAUGGAUGCAACCCUAACUGCAAAAGUCACAGAGGCCGACAAGGACCAACGCUUCUUUAUCUGGUGCUCAGUUCUCAGUCGGACGUGCAGCAUGGCUGCAGGGUGGACCAGCUGCCUGGCAUUCAGGCCCAGAUGCCUGCAGGGCUGGGGCUCUCGGGACUGAUGCAGGGAUGUGUGCUGCAGGGCUGCUGGGAGGAGAGUGGUGGGGGCCUGAGGGCUGAGUGACUCUGUAACCACCUGAGACCUUCACCUUUGCUGCCGUUGGGGGCUCAGGCUAUGCUCCGCGGGUCACCUGACCUCCUGCUGCCUGGGGGCUUCCGGUCCUGUCUGUGUGGACUGGCACCUGGGCUGCUGGAGAAGUCUCCUCCCGUUCGGACCAGCCUCAGGGCUGCACCUUACCUCAGGAAUGGGCCCCACCAUGAAGGGGCCCAUCUGUCAGCAGCGUCUUCUAGGUGCCCAGCUCAGGGAGCCAUCCCCAGCUCCAGUUUUCUCAUGUGAAUAUGCACAGAGUUUUAAUUAAAGUUGUUACACUAGCCUGCCGAUGAGACCCAGACACAGGCAGACCUGGCGCUCUUGACCCCCGAUUCCAGUGAGGACUGGCCCUGAGGAGUCCUUGCAGACCUGCUGCCUCCCCCACGACAGGCCCAAAGAUGGACCCCCCUGGCCCUGUGACAGCUCCCCAAGUGUUCUCCGGUGGAGAAACUGCAGAGGACUGGUGGGCGGGGCUCCCCAGCCACCACCAUCCUGUGUACAAUGGCUGUAGACUUGUAUAUGGCUCCUUUAAUAUUGUAAAGAUGCUGAUGUACAAUUGUGCGUUUGUGUGAACACAUUGCGUUCCCAGUCCAUGCCAUAAAUGAUGCUCUCAAGCAAAAGACUGGAGGCUCUGUCCUGUGCAGAAGCAGCAGCCAGACUCCCGCAUUCGAAGUUGUGCAGGGAGGUUUGGGGGCGGAACGGAUUCCUCCCUUGGAUCCUUCAGUUCACAUCGAGGAAUAACCCGCAGGGGUGGUGGGGGAAGGUCAGUGGCUGGGUCCUGAGCUUGGUGUUAUUUAUUGCAUUUGGGUGCCUGUCCCCUCAGGGCAGCACAGAUUCUGAAUUCUGAUUCACAGCCCCUAGCCAGAUGGGAACUGGGAAAGAGACAGAAGGCGUCUGGGUGCUUUUGAACCCUGUCUCAAAUGUUUGGGAUUUUCUGUCUCACUGUUAUUUGGUUGGGGAUGAUGUCCUCUUUAGACCCCCACGUAAUGGUAUGAGAAGGUGGCAGGCAGUGGCUCAGGCAGCCAGGGGGGACCAAGUCACGCAGCCAGCGUGAGACCUGCAGUUCACCUAAGCACAGAACGAGAUCUCAGUAUGCGUCUAUGUAAACAGAUUCACAUAGGCCUCCAAUUUCAAUGAGACCUUUUACAUUUUUUCUCAAAGCCCUUAUGUUCUAACCCAUGAGAACCAUUUUACCUGCCCCUUAAGGGCCACCAGCUUCGACCUGCCUCAGGGGACGGCAGCACAGACCAGCCGCUCCCUGUCCAAGGCUGCAGAGCAGACGCCAUCCCACUGUACAAUCGAAUUUGCUGGACAAACUUGAUAGGUUUCUCUGCUUAGCAACGAGCCUAUAGUUGGCACAUCUGCGUUUUGGCAUCUGAGGCUCCCAUCUGAGUGGAGGAGAAAGUGUUGUGUUUAUUAGCAAGGAAGUCUUGUGAAAACAGCUCACUGCUGUGUGUGUUUAUGGAUUUUUCUGAUAUAACAGCCAGCAUGGUUACCGAGUGGUAGAGAUUCUCGAACAUUCUCAAACUCUCUUUUUGGGUAAAGCAUUGUGCUAAAAAUAAAAUUUAUUAAUAAAGAAGGGGAAAAAGGAGUAACUCUACCUGACUAAAUGUUACUCUAUUUAUUUCUUACUAAUUAAGUAAAACCAGGAAGUAUGAUUUUACAUCAACCAGAGAAUUUCUGAAUUUAUAGGGAAAUGCUGUGUUCCCAUAAUGAUGCUAUAAUUCUAAUAUAUCUAGUCCCCAUAAACAGUAAGUACAAAUUAUCAUUCCUUUAAAGCAUUUUUACACUUCCUGGAAUGAGUAUAUUAUAAGCAAUCUUUUGUCAAAUGCCAGCAGUAUAAAUGUUACUUCUGCUCUUUGUAAACCUCAAAACUCAUUAUUCUUGAUUAUAAGCAACUGGACAGAACCAUGCUAAAGCUUCCCAGUUUCCCACCAAACCCCUGCCAGCGAGUGCAGAGAACUCGCAAAGCCACAGCAGGCGGCCUCAGCCACUGUCCCGCUCACAGGGGGCCCGAUGCCAGGUCACAACACUAAUAAUAUCUUUCAAAAAAUGUGUCUUUUUUUUUUUUUUUAAAGCUACUGCUUGACUGUUCCUUAGAACAAAUAAAGGAUAUUUUAUAAAUUACA